UUUUUGACAGUGUCAACUGCCUAGCCAUAAAAAUUGACUCAAAAAAAUUGUGAAAUUGGAAAGAAGUAAAAAACAUAUUUUUCGUUAAAAAAUUAAUGUAAGAAAUGGCUUUUAAGACAUCACAGCUAACAAAACUACUGGCAGGUACGCUAAGCUAUAAGAACAAUGUGUUGUCUCAGACAGGAAUUACGAAAUACUCAAGGUUUUUGUCAUCGGAUGCAAAUAAACAACAAGAAGCAACUCCUAAAGAUCCAGCGAGUCCACAGCUGCUGUCUAAACUAUUUCCACAAACUGCUGUAUCAGAUCAACCGGAAGUAAAAGAGGAACAAGAAAAACAAAAACAACAAGAUGAAGAGGAGAAAAAAGAGCAAGACAAACAAUGGAAACGCAUGAAACUUGGUUUUUAUGUCUUCGGACUGUCUAUGGGAGGAAUGGGUAUUUGGUCACUGUAUGAAAUGGCACAGCCAGAAAUCGAUUCUGAAGGAAAGGAAAUUGAAGAUGAAUAUAGUCACUUGCCAACGUUUGAUAGAUACAAAAGUAGAAUCUUAAAGAAUUUCAAUUACUAUCAGAAGUUUGUGCAAGAACCUUCAGCGGAUAAAUUGUUGCCUGAUCCUCUUAAAUAUCCAUAUGUUCAACCAAAAUACACGCUAGUACUUGAAAUGAAGGAUGUUUUAGUACAUCCAGACUGGACUUAUCAAACAGGCUGGAGAUUCAAGAAACGCCCUGGCGUUGAUCAAUUCUUAGAGCAAUUAGGACGAUUGUUUGAAGUUGUCGUGUACACUGCUGAUCAUGGAAUGACUGUUUUUCCAGUCUUAGAUGCAUUAGAUCCAAAUGGUUUCAUUAUGUAUAGAUUAGUGAGAGAUGCUACUCAUUUCGUUGAUGGACAUCAUGUUAAAAGUCUCGACAGAUUAAAUAGAGAUCUUAGCAAAGUCAUUGUCAUUGAUUGGAACCAACAUUCAACGAAAUUUCAUCCAGAAAAUUCAUUUAAUAUUCCACGUUGGACUGGGAAUGAUGAUGAUACGACUCUUUUUGAUUUAGUAGCCUUCCUGAAGACGAUCGUGACUGCAGACGUAGAUGAUGUUCGCGAAGUUAUGGUAUACUAUAAACAAUUUGCUGAUCCAAUUGAGCAGUUCCGUGAGAAUCAACGUAAAUUACUCGAACAAAUGGAAGAGAAACAGAAAGAAGAACAGCAUAAAGCACCAUCUAUAGUCAAGAAAUGGACCCCUAGUUUCUUAGGUCAUAAGUGAAGAUGAUGAGAGUACUUCCUUUUAGCGAUUGAGACAGAAAAUAAUAAAUGUUUGCUUAAAUAUAA
This is a messenger RNA of Chironomus riparius, 1312 nucleotides long. NCBI's taxonomy places the organism in Eukaryota, Metazoa, Arthropoda, Insecta, Diptera, Chironomidae. The record is from the annotation of a GenBank genome assembly.